AUGUACUCUGCCGAAAAUGACAGCCUCAACACACAGGUUGCUCAGCUGCACGACGAGAUUCGGAACCUCCGCACUCUACUUAUGGGCCAUAAAGAUUGCCCCGUCGGUCACGCCCAAGGUAUCGGGCAGUUCUUGAGCGGUAUGCAAGACCCCAACGCAUUCAACAAUCAACAUGUCAAUCCGUACGGUAUGGGCUUGCCGAAUGGCGCUCCUCUACAACCUGGCAUGCAGAGAACGUGA
Molecule: messenger RNA, 240 nt
Organism: Cladophialophora psammophila CBS 110553
Lineage: Eukaryota; Fungi; Ascomycota; Eurotiomycetes; Chaetothyriales; Herpotrichiellaceae
Exons: 1
Coding region: 1-240 (79 amino acids)
Biological process (GO): regulation of transcription by RNA polymerase II
Molecular function (GO): DNA-binding transcription factor activity, RNA polymerase II-specific; RNA polymerase II cis-regulatory region sequence-specific DNA binding
Source: RefSeq, a predicted model, not a curated record